AUGAGCACCGACCUGCAUCACUACCCACCAGAUUAUCCGGCCCGCACUAAUACUUUCUUCUGGCACUCUGGCUCGACGUUUUACCCUCAGGCAGAAGAGACAAUUUUGAGGAUGUCGUCCCCUAAGCAAGACGAGCAGCCCUCAGUGAUCAUGCCAACACCAGUACAGGACCAACCUUUCGUGAUCGACGACGAUGAGAAUGAUGGAGACGACUAUGUUCCGAGCGAUAGAGAUGACGAAGGACCUGCAAUAGACGAACCAUCUAAUCUCUUGCACGACAUCACUCAGAAACCUGCUCCAAAGCGAAAGCGCACCGCAAAGGACAAGGAUAGCACAUCUGGGAAGCCACAGAAAAAGCAAAGAGCAAAGAAAAUACCAACACUACUAUCCAUAGGGGAGCAGAGACUACCCUGGGUGAUGACACCUCCAAAACUCCCUCCAGAAACAGCCGCAAGCGCAGCUAGCAGGACGGCGGCUCAUUAUGAAAGACUGAGGCAAGCUGAGGAAUCGGGGAGGGCACUAUCACCAUCGCCACAGUCUCACCCACCUUUUCAUGGAUCGCGAGCAGUUCCGGUGGUCAAUCCAACCACACAGAAGGCAAAAGACAAAGUGGCUGCGCUGUCUGCAGCGUUGCGGGCACGAGCCGACAACUACACCGUGUUGCUAGAGAAAGGCUCUGCCGUGAUCGGUAAAGAAUCGCAAGCAUGGUUAGAGACUGAGGUCGCCAAUGAAGUUGCACAAUUAGCACGAGUCUUUGAGCCCACGAUCAACGCUCUUGUGCAAGUGAGUGGUAAGGUGCCAGCAGAUACUGGUUCUGGGCCCAGCAUCCAGAUAGUUGCGGACGAUAUCGGCAGGCUUUUCGCCAAUCUGGAAGACUGGGAAGCAAUAGAGGGACGAAAGCUGCUGCUGAAGGCGAAGUUGAUGGCGCAGAGUUUGCAGGGAAUGAUUGAAGACAAAGUGAAACCGGUAUAA
Molecule: messenger RNA, 972 nt
Organism: Lithohypha guttulata
Lineage: Eukaryota; Fungi; Ascomycota; Eurotiomycetes; Chaetothyriales; Trichomeriaceae
Exons: 1
Coding region: 1-972 (323 amino acids)
Source: RefSeq, a predicted model, not a curated record